Messenger RNA from Hypoxylon fragiforme, 1487 nucleotides. RefSeq names its product NAD(P)-binding protein. Lineage: Eukaryota; Fungi; Ascomycota; Sordariomycetes; Xylariales; Hypoxylaceae. The transcript is spliced from 2 exons. The record is from RefSeq and is a predicted model, not a curated record. Gene Ontology annotation, biological process: import into nucleus. Gene Ontology annotation, cellular component: cytoplasm. The coding region runs from base 368 to 1069 and encodes 233 amino acids.
CCUAUUUAGUAAUUUUAGUUACCUAGACUGGGCGGAGUGUACCGGUGAGAACACCCCCUGGAAAAAGCGAUGCUCGCCUACUUGGCAGGGUGGAUGUACAAUACAUAGUUACAUAGUAGGUAGUUACAUACUACCUACCGACAUACCAGGUAACCACGGGUUUACAUAUGUAUGUAUGCACAUUUUCUAGGUAGAUAUAUGUAGUACGCAUAGUACCCUAAGCGUUCGACGCCAGUAGUUACUACUAGUAGUACAUCAUAAAUACCUACCAAUCCUAGGUAACGACAGCUGCAUCUCGUUGUCUCAGAAUCCAUCACCGAUAUUAUCUUGUGCGACAUAUCUCCAUUCUAAGACCCAUUUCGCAGCCAUGACAUCGACAGCCACAAUCUUCGGAAGCACCGGCCUGGUCGGUAGCUUUAUCCUAUCCACCGUUGCCAGCCUCGAUGCCUUCAAGGCCAUUCAAACCAUCUCGCGUCGAGCGCCCAAAACCCAGUCCCCCAAAUUGACUGCCACCAUCGAGCCCGACACCACCAAGUGGGCAUCUAGUCUCUCGUCCAGCAAACCUACACCCGACGUCGUCUUCUCUGCUCUAGGGACCACCCGACAAGCUGCCGGCGGCAUCGCAAACCAGUGGAAAAUCGACCAUGAUUUAAACGUCGAGCUCGCAAAGACCGCCCACGCCGCCGGCGUCAAGACCUUCGUGUUCGUCUCGUCGGCCGGCACGGACACGAUACUGGGGAGCUACCUGCCGUACUCGAAGAUGAAGAACGGCGUCGAGGAGUCGAUCAAGUCGCUCGCCUUCGACCAGGCCAUCAUCCUGCGCCCCGGCAUCAUCAUCGGCGACCGCGAGGUCCCGCACCUGGGCGGCCCGCUCCUCAUGUCCCUCAUACACGGCAUAGGCAAGGUCUCGCGGGGCUGGCAGGACAGUUGGGGCCAGGACGCUGACGUCAUUGGACGCGCUGCAGUGCAUGCGGCUACGUUGGCUGCUGAGGGGAAGGCGCCGAGUAAAUACUGGAUCCUAGGGUCGGAUGACAUUGUCAAGCUGGGGAGAGAUGAGUGGAAAGCUUGAGUGGGAAGACGAAGUCUAAUGUGGAAGCCGUCUUGGUCUUGGAGGAAUGAUGUUUCCGUCACCUGGGUAAGUACCUAGGUAGGUAGAUAGAAUAUGGCGCCUGGAUACGGCGGUUGACUGGCAAGUAGACAGACUGAGAUACUCAGUUGAAUCGGUAUAUCCCUAAGCGCCUAAAUGCAGUAGUACAUGGCAAUACAGCACAUGGCUCUAGGCGAUGGGAGGUGGGGAUAUAGUUGCAUUGUACAAAGGCCAUAGCCGGAAGUGUGAAUUCCCUUUGUGCUGGGAAGUCGAUAUCUCUACUACAAAGUAAAGAAAGCGUUGAACCAUUUCUACACUUUUAGUACAAACUUUGAUGAAUAGAAAGCAAAUCACAGAAAUCAUUUUGGCAAUUGUGGUCAUCUCUCUGCGGCUCAGUUUU